CGCUCUCGCCGUCGCUCCUACCGCUCCAGCCACCGCCGCCGCUACCGCCACCGGCCGAGCGGUUUUUUUUUUUUUUUUUUUUUUUUUCGGAUCCGCCAUAUUGACGAGGACGGGCACCCGCGGCUGCGGAAGCUAGUCUCCGCCGCCGUCGGAGCCGCAACCUCUCCGUACCCGGCCCACUCGGGCCUCUGCCGCCGAGCCCCUCCCGCCUUGCCCCACUCUCAGGCUUCGCGGGAGCCCGCCGCUGCCGCCUCUCUCGCGCGGGAGGCGGCCGCCUCAGCGUCCGGUGUUCGGGGCGACGCCGGAGUCGGGGAGCGAGCCGCAGCAAAGUGACCAGGCCCGGAGCGGGGACUGAGGCGGCGACUGAGGAAAGGUGAAGCUGCCGCUGCAGGAGGAGGAGCAGGAGGAGGUGACGCAGGGCAAACGCACCGCGCGGAGCCCGUCUGAGCUCAGCGAGAGCCCCAGCCCGAGGCGAGAAGGGGAAGAGGGCGGCCGCCAGCCGAGGAGGUGGAGGCGGCUGCGGCCACUGCUGCUGCUGCAGAGCGGGCGCGGGGAGGAGCGAGUUCCGGCGCCCGGGUGCAGCCCCUAGCUCUCACGCCCACAGCCCUGAGCCCGGCCGUUGCAGCCCCUCGACACACUUUGUCACCCGUUCCCCUCAACCCUGGGAUGUGCCCAGGUUAGGCCUUGGCCCGGGACCGAGCUUGGCCGUCGCUGGUGCUCCCGCACCGGUGUGUCCUGCUUCUGAGUAGACGCCCGUGUCGUGCGGUUAUGCAAUGGUCUCUGCAAGAUGGUUUAUUCUUGAAUUGGAGCUUUUUAAGACUGACAAAUGCUGGUACUUCAUCUUUUAUAAGUGGACUAUAAUUUCUUUUCUGAAGACAACUACAUAAGCAGACAAAAUUGCAAAGAUCUGCCCUGUGUCGAGUAUGACAGCCACGACUCGUGGCUCUCCAGUUGGAGGGAAUGACAACCAGGGCCAGGCUCCUGAUGGCCAGUCUCAGCCCCCCCUCCAACAGAAUCAGACUUCAUCGCCUGAUUCUUCCAAUGAAAAUUCCCCGGCAACUCCACCAGAUGAACAAGGUCAGGGUGAUGCCCCACCACAGAUUGAAGAUGAGGAACCUGCAUUUCCACAUACUGACUUGGCAAAGUUGGAUGAUAUGAUCAAUAGGCCUCGAUGGGUGGUUCCAGUUUUGCCGAAAGGGGAAUUAGAAGUGCUUUUAGAAGCUGCUAUUGAUCUUAGUAAGAAAGGCCUUGAUGUUAAAAGUGAAGCAUGUCAGCGAUUUUUUCGAGAUGGGCUAACAAUAUCGUUCACUAAAAUCCUUACAGAUGAAGCAGUGAGUGGCUGGAAGUUUGAAAUUCAUAGAUGUAUUAUUAAUAAUACUCAUCGGCUAGUGGAGCUAUGUGUGGCCAAGCUGUCCCAAGACUGGUUUCCACUUCUAGAACUUCUUGCCAUGGCCUUAAAUCCUCAUUGCAAAUUUCAUAUCUACAAUGGUACACGUCCAUGUGAAUCAGUUUCUUCAAGUGUUCAGUUGCCUGAAGAUGAACUCUUUGCUCGUUCUCCAGACCCUCGAUCACCAAAAGGCUGGCUAGUGGAUCUUCUCAACAAAUUUGGCACUUUAAAUGGGUUCCAGAUAUUACAUGAUCGAUUUAUUAAUGGAUCAGCAUUGAAUGUUCAAAUAAUUUCAGCCCUUAUUAAACCAUUUGGACAGUGCUAUGAGUUUCUCACUCUUCAUACAGUUAAAAAAUACUUUCUUCCAAUAAUAGAAAUGGUUCCACAGUUUUUAGAAAAUCUAACUGAUGAAGAACUGAAAAAAGAAGCAAAGAAUGAAGCUAAAAAUGAUGCUCUUUCCAUGAUUAUUAAAUCUUUGAAGAAUUUAGCUUCAAGGGUUCCAGGACAAGAAGAAACUGUAAAAAACUUAGAAAUAUUUAGGUUAAAAAUGAUACUUAGAUUAUUGCAAAUUUCUUCUUUCAAUGGAAAGAUGAAUGCACUGAAUGAAGUUAAUAAGGUGAUAUCUAGUGUAUCCUACUACACCCAUCGGCAUGGUAAUCCCGAAGAGGAAGAGUGGCUUACAGCUGAACGAAUGGCAGAAUGGAUACAGCAGAACAAUAUUUUAUCCAUAGUCUUGCGAGAUAGUCUUCACCAACCACAGUAUGUAGAGAAGCUAGAGAAGAUUCUUCGUUUUGUCAUCAAAGAAAAAGCUCUGACCUUGCAAGAUCUUGAUAAUAUUUGGGCAGCACAGGCAGGGAAACAUGAAGCCAUUGUGAAGAAUGUACAUGAUCUACUGGCAAAAUUGGCAUGGGAUUUUUCACCUGAACAACUUGAUCAUCUUUUUGAUUGCUUUAAGGCCAGUUGGACAAAUGCAAGUAAGAAACAACGUGAAAAGCUACUUGAGCUGAUCCGUCGUCUUGCAGAAGAUGAUAAAGAUGGUGUGAUGGCACACAAAGUGUUGAACCUUCUGUGGAAUCUGGCCCACAGUGAUGAUGUGCCUGUAGAUAUCAUGGACCUGGCUCUUAGUGCCCACAUAAAAAUAUUAGAUUAUAGUUGCUCCCAGGACCGUGACACGCAAAAGAUCCAGUGGAUAGAUCGCUUUAUAGAAGAACUUCGCACAAACGACAAGUGGGUUAUUCCUGCACUGAAGCAAAUUAGAGAAAUCUGUAGUUUGUUCGGUGAAGCACCUCAGAAUUUGAGUCAAACUCAGCGAAGUCCUCAUGUAUUUUAUCGUCAUGACUUAAUCAAUCAACUUCAGCACAAUCAUGCCCUAGUUACUCUGGUAGCAGAAAACCUUGCAACUUACAUGGAAAGCAUGAGACUGUACGCUAGAGACCAUGAAGACUAUGACCCACAGACUGUGAGGCUUGGAAGUAGAUACAGUCAUGUUCAAGAAGUCCAAGAACGGCUUAACUUCCUUAGGUUUUUAUUGAAGGAUGGCCAACUAUGGCUAUGUGCCCCUCAAGCAAAACAAAUAUGGAAAUGCUUAGCUGAAAAUGCAGUUUACCUUUGUGAUCGCGAAGCCUGUUUUAAGUGGUAUUCCAAAUUGAUGGGGGAUGAACCAGACUUAGAUCCUGAUAUUAAUAAGGACUUCUUUGAAAGUAAUGUGCUUCAGCUUGAUCCUUCCCUGUUAACUGAAAAUGGAAUGAAAUGUUUUGAGCGAUUCUUCAAAGCUGUGAAUUGUCGAGAAGGAAAACUAGUUGCAAAAAGGAGAGCCUAUAUGAUGGAUGAUUUGGAGUUGAUAGGAUUAGACUAUCUUUGGAGGGUGGUGAUUCAGAGUAAUGAUGAUAUUGCCAGCAGAGCUAUAGAUCUUCUCAAAGAGAUCUAUACAAACCUUGGCCCAAGGCUGCAGGUCAAUCAGGUGGUGAUACAUGAAGACUUCAUUCAGUCUUGCUUUGAUCGUUUAAAAGCUUCUUAUGACACUUUGUGUGUUUUGGAUGGUGACAAAGACAGUAUUAAUUGUGCAAGACAGGAAGCUGUUCGAAUGGUUCGAGUAUUAACUGUUCUAAGAGAAUAUAUAAAUGAAUGUGACAGCGAUUAUCAUGAAGAAAGAACUAUUCUACCCAUGUCUAGAGCUUUCCGCGGUAAACACCUCUCUUUUAUAGUUCGAUUUCCAAACCAGGGCAGACAGGUAGAUGACUUGGAAGUAUGGUCUCAUACCAAUGAUACAAUUGGUUCAGUUCGACGAUGUAUUCUUAAUCGCAUUAAAGCCAAUGUAGCCCAUACAAAAAUUGAGCUCUUUGUGGGUGGAGAGCUGAUAGAUCCUGGAGAUGAUAGAAAGCUGAUUGGACAGUUGAACCUAAAAGAUAAAUCGCUAAUUACAGCCAAACUUACACAGAUCAGCUCCAAUAUGCCUUCAAGCCCUGAUAGCUCUUCUGAUUCCUCAACUGGAUCUCCUGGAAACCAUGGCAAUCAUUAUAGUGAUGGUCCCAAUCCUGAAGUAGAAAGCUGCUUACCUGGAGUAAUAAUGUCACUGCAUCCCAGAUACAUCUCUUUCCUUUGGCAAGUUGCAGACUUAGGUAGCAGCCUAAAUAUGCCACCUCUUAGAGAUGGAGCAAGAGUGCUUAUGAAACUUAUGCCACCAGAUAGCACAACAAUAGAAAAAUUAAGAGCUAUUUGUUUAGACCACGCCAAACUUGGAGAAAGCAGCCUUAGCCCAUCUCUUGAUUCACUUUUCUUUGGUCCUUCUGCCUCACAAGUGCUUUACCUAACAGAGGUAGUCUAUGCCUUGUUAAUGCCUGCUGGUGCACCUCUUGCUGAUGAUUCCUCUGAUUUUCAAUUUCACUUCUUGAAAAGUGGUGGCCUACCCCUUGUUCUGAGUAUGCUAACCAGAAAUAACUUCCUACCAAAUGCAGAUAUGGAAACUCGAAGGGGUGCCUACCUCAAUGCUCUUAAAAUAGCCAAACUGUUACUAACUGCCAUUGGGUAUGGCCAUGUUCGGGCUGUGGCAGAAGCUUGUCAGCCGGGUGUAGAAGGCGUGAAUCUCAUGACAUCGGUCAAUCAAGUUACUCAUGAUCAAGCUGUGGUGCUACAAAGUGCCCUUCAGAGCAUUCCUAACCCAUCAUCUGAAUGCAUGCUUAGAAAUGUAUCAGUUCGUCUUGCUCAGCAGAUAUCUGAUGAGGCUUCAAGAUACAUGCCUGAAAUUUGUGUGAUUAGAGCUAUACAAAAAAUUAUCUGGGCAUCAGGAUGUGGCUCAUUACAGCUAGUUUUUAGCCCAAAUGAAGAAAUCACUAAAAUUUAUGAGAAGACCAAUGCAGGCAAUGAACCGGACUUGGAAGAUGAACAAGUCUGCUGUGAAGCAUUGGAAGUGAUGACAUUGUGUUUUGCCUUGAUUCCAACAGCCUUAGACACUCUCAGUAAAGAAAAGGCUUGGCAGACAUUCAUUAUUGACUUACUGUUGCACUGUCACAGCAAAACUGUUCGUCAGGUGGCACAGGAGCAGUUCUUUUUAAUGUGCACCAGAUGUUGCAUGGGACACAGGCCUCUGCUUUUCUUCAUUACUCUGCUCUUUACCGUUUUGGGGAGCACAGCGAGAGAGAGAGCUAAACAUUCAGGGGACUACUUCACUCUCUUAAGGCACCUUCUUAAUUAUGCUUACAACAGUAAUAUUAAUGUACCUAAUGCUGAAGUUCUUCUUAAUAAUGAAAUUGAUUGGCUUAAAAGAAUUAGGGAUGAUGUUAAAAGAACAGGUGAAACGGGUGUGGAAGAGACGAUCUUGGAAGGCCACCUUGGGGUAACAAAAGAGUUACUGGCCUUUCAAACUCCUGAGAAGAAGUUUCAUAUUGGUUGUGAAAAAGGGGGUGCUAAUCUCAUUAAAGAAUUGAUUGAUGAUUUCAUCUUCCCUGCAUCCAAUGUUUACCUGCAGUAUAUGAGAAAUGGAGAACUCCCAGCCGAACAGGCUAUCCCAGUCUGUAGUUCACCAGCCACAAUUAAUGCUGGCUUUGAGUUACUUGUGGCAUUAGCUGUUGGCUGUGUGAGGAAUCUCAAACAGAUAGUAGAUUCUUUGACUGAAAUGUAUUACAUUGGCACAGCAAUAACUACCUGUGAAGCACUUACCGAGUGGGAAUACCUGCCACCUGUUGGACCCCGCCCACCAAAAGGAUUUGUGGGGCUGAAAAAUGCUGGUGCUACUUGUUACAUGAAUUCCGUGAUUCAACAACUCUACAUGAUUCCCUCCAUCAGGAAUGGUAUUCUUGCAAUUGAAGGCACAGGUAGUGAUGUAGAUGAUGAUAUGUCUGGGGAUGAGAAGCAGGACAAUGAGAGCAAUGUUGAUCCCAGAGAUGAUGUAUUUGGAUACCCUCAACAAUUUGAAGACAAACCAGCAUUAAGUAAAACAGAAGAUAGGAAGGAGUAUAAUAUUGGUGUCCUAAGACAUCUUCAGGUCAUCUUUGGUCAUUUAGCUGCUUCUCGGCUGCAGUACUACGUGCCCAGAGGAUUUUGGAAACAGUUCAGGUACGAAUGUGAAGAAUCUUUCACGACUCUGAAUGUAGACAUUAGAAACCACCAAAACCUUCUUGAUUCUUUGGAGCAGUAUGUCAAAGGAGAUUUAUUGGAAGGUGCAAAUGCAUAUCAUUGUGAAAAAUGCAAUAAAAAGGUUGAUACCGUAAAGCGCUUGCUAAUUAAAAAAUUACCUCCUGUUCUUGCUAUUCAACUAAAACGUUUUGACUAUGACUGGGAAAGAGAAUGUGCAAUCAAGUUCAACGAUUAUUUUGAAUUUCCUCGAGAGCUGGACAUGGAACCUUACACAGUUGCAGGAGUUGCUAAGCUGGAAGGAGAUAAUGUAAACCCUGAGAGUCAGUUGAUACAACAGAAUGAACAGUCUGAAAGUGAGGCAGCAGGAAGCACAAAGUAUAGACUUGUGGGUGUGCUUGUACACAGUGGUCAAGCAAGUGGAGGACACUAUUACUCUUACAUCAUUCAGAGGAAUGGUGGAGAUGGUGAGAGAAAUCGCUGGUAUAAAUUUGAUGAUGGAGAUGUAACAGAGUGUAAAAUGGAUGAUGAUGAAGAAAUGAAAAACCAGUGUUUUGGUGGAGAGUACAUGGGAGAAGUGUUUGAUCACAUGAUGAAGCGCAUGUCAUAUAGGCGCCAGAAAAGGUGGUGGAAUGCUUAUAUACUAUUUUAUGAACGAAUGGACACAAUAGAACAAGACAAUGAGUUGGUAAAAUACAUAUCAGAGCUUGCUGUCACCACAAGGCCCCAUCAGAUUGUUAUGCCAUCGGCCAUUGAGAGAAGUGUACGGAAACAGAAUGUCCAAUUUAUGCACAACCGAAUGCAGUACAGUCUGGAGUAUUUCCAGUUUAUGAAAAAACUGCUUACGUGUAAUGGUGUUUACUUAAACCCUCCUCCAGGGCAAGAUCACCUAUUGCCUGAAGCAGAAGAAAUCACUAUGAUUAGUAUUCAACUUGCUGCUAGAUUCCUCUUUACUACAGGAUUUCACACAAAGAAAAUAGUCCGUGGCUCUGCCAGUGAUUGGUAUGAUGCAUUGUGUAUUCUUCUUCGUCACAGCAAGAACGUACGUUUUUGGUUUGCUCAUAAUGUCCUUUUUAAUGUUUCAAAUCGGUUCUCUGAAUACCUCUUGGAAUGCCCUAGUGCAGAAGUGAGAGGUGCAUUUGCAAAACUUAUAGUUUUUAUCGCACAUUUUUCCUUGCAAGAUGGACCAUGUCCUUCACCUUUUGCAUCUCCUGGACCUUCUAGUCAGGCUUACGACAAUUUAAGUUUGAGUGAUCACUUGCUAAGAGCAGUCCUAAAUCUCUUAAGAAGGGAAGUAUCAGAACAUGGACGUCAUUUACAGCAGUAUUUCAACUUGUUUGUGAUGUAUGCCAAUUUAGGUGUGGCAGAGAAGACCCAGCUGCUGAAGCUAAGUGUACCUGCUACCUUUAUGCUUGUGUCUUUAGAUGAAGGUCCAGGCCCUCCAAUCAAGUAUCAGUAUGCGGAGUUAGGCAAAUUAUACUCAGUGGUAUCCCAGCUGAUCCGCUGUUGCAAUGUCUCAGCAAGAAUGCAGUCUUCAAUCAAUGGUAAUCCUCCUCUUCCCAACCCUUUUGGGGAUCCUAACUUAUCUCAACCUAUAAUGCCAAUUCAGCAGAAUGUGGCAGACAUUUUAUUUGUGAGAACAAGUUAUGUGAAGAAAAUUAUCGAGGACUGCAGUAACUCCGAGGAAACUGUCAAAUUACUUCGUUUCUGCUGCUGGGAGAAUCCUCAGUUCUCAUCUACUGUCCUCAGUGAACUUCUCUGGCAGGUUGCUUAUUCCUAUACAUAUGAACUCCGGCCCUAUCUGGAUCUACUUUUGCAGAUCUUACUGAUUGAGGAUUCUUGGCAGACUCACAGAAUUCAUAACGCCCUUAAAGGAAUUCCAGAUGACCGAGAUGGACUCUUUGACACAAUCCAGCGCUCUAAAAAUCACUAUCAAAAGAGAGCAUACCAGUGUAUAAAAUGUAUGGUAGCCCUCUUUAGCAAUUGUCCUGUUGCCUACCAAAUCCUACAGGGCAAUGGAGAUCUUAAAAGAAAGUGGACCUGGGCAGUAGAAUGGCUUGGAGAUGAACUUGAAAGAAGACCAUACACUGGCAACCCUCAGUACACUUACAACAACUGGUCUCCCCCAGUGCAAAGCAAUGAAACUUCAAAUGGCUAUUUCUUGGAGAGAUCACAUAGUGCUAGGAUGACACUUGCAAAAGCUUGUGAACUCUGUCCAGAGGAGGUAAAAAAAGCCAACAGUGUGCACCCGAUAGAAAUGGAAGAAAGCAAAGAGCCAGAUGACCAAGAUGCCCCAGAUGAGCAUGAGUCACCUCCACCUGAAGAUGCUCCAUUGUACCCCCAUUCACCUGGAUCUCAGUAUCAACAGAAUAACCAUGUGCAUGGACAGCCAUAUACGGGCCCAGCAGCGCAUCACAUGAACAACCCUCAGAGAACUGGCCAGCGAGCACAAGAAAACUAUGAAGGCAGUGAAGAAGUAUCCCCACCUCAAACCAAGGAGCAGUGAAAUGCACAUAAAAAACUGAUUCCAUCAAGACUGUGCACCCAGGCCUUACAGUCCAACCUUUUUCUGUGUCUGGCUAAUAUUUAAAACUAGAAAAACUAUUCCUAAUCAACAUGAAGUGGAGUUUAUUCACUGUCUUAUCUGCAGAAAUUUGCUGUCAAUAUAUAACCCGCCUGCAGUGGAAAGUGUAUAGUGUUUUGUAAUAAAUGGCCUGAUGCUAAUGUGUAAAUGGCAAAGGUGUAUAUAGUAUAUUAAUGUUGACUGUUAAUUCUUAAGCAAGAAACUUUUCUUGAUGAAACUCACGGAUCUCCAAAAACUACAAGUGUUUGCCUGCCUUGUGGCAGUUGGAUCAACUCCUCUACAAAAACAAAAAAUAAACGAACAGCAACAAAACAGCCCAUUCAUGUCAGCCACACCAAUAGUUUCUUGUUAAUUCUUUGCCACUGGAAUCAGUUUUACUAUGAGCAAUGUAAGGCUGGUAACCUUUAAAUUAUUGGUUGAUGUGGAAAAUUGGUGAUGUAACAUUGUUUCUAGAUCUUUUUCAUUGCCUUUUUAUUCUGAUGUUAGGUUAAUCACUUUGAAGCUAUAGUAUGCUGUAACAUUUAGCAUGGCUUCACACCAAGUUAGUGUAGCCAGUGAGGACAAAAUACCAUAAUGACUGCAGCUGUCUGGGAGUGACAGCUGUCUUGCUCAGCUUUUCCUUACACCUAGAAUAUAAUACAAAACAAAGGGAGAGAUUUGACAAACAGGAGGUUUUCAGUUGCACAUAGGUUCCUUCUCUGACAAUUCAGUCUCUGGGUGGGAUGAAGAACACUUAAUUAUCACUAAUGGGAAUAACAAAUAUGCAAACAGUUUACUAUGCCAGGAUGUUGGAGCAUAAUAGAAGACUGUAUUUGGUGUGCUUGUUUUGUUUCUUUGGUAGAGCUUAGUAGGUGAAUCUUCUAAAACUUUCCUUCUGCUGGAUCCUAGUGACGUGGAAGUCGUCAGAAUCCCACACAGUACUUGAAGUACCUCUGCAUCGAGAUGUCUGACUGAUUUUCUGCUCAGUCACAAUUUUACUUGAAGGCAAGAAUUGUCCUAGCUCCUUUCACUAUUCCAAAAAUUUUAACAAAGCAGGGUCUAACUAAAAAAACUACUGGUUAAUAUAAUUGAGAUAUCACGAUUUCAGAAUAAACAUUUGA
Octodon degus (degu) is the source of this 9640-nucleotide messenger RNA. It is a transcript of the gene Usp9x, whose product is annotated as ubiquitin specific peptidase 9, X-linked. Gene Ontology annotation, biological process: cell migration; protein deubiquitination. Gene Ontology annotation, molecular function: cysteine-type deubiquitinase activity; cysteine-type endopeptidase activity. The transcript has 44 exons. Gene Ontology annotation, cellular component: nucleus; cytosol. Lineage: Eukaryota; Metazoa; Chordata; Mammalia; Rodentia; Octodontidae. The coding region runs from base 924 to 8462 and encodes 2512 amino acids. The record is from RefSeq and is a predicted model, not a curated record.